Molecule: messenger RNA, 264 nt
Organism: Parnassius apollo (apollo)
Lineage: Eukaryota; Metazoa; Arthropoda; Insecta; Lepidoptera; Papilionidae
Source: the annotation of a GenBank genome assembly
AUGGAUGAAUUUAUUUUGAUUGAGACUUCAAUUGAAACUGAUGAUAAACCUAGUGUACCAGCUUUAGAUGACAUGACCCAACCACUUCUUAAAAUUGACUUGCUGGUAAAUAUGGUUCAAGGAGAAGUUCCAUUCUCACUGCGAGAUAUCUCAAAUAUAAAUAUACCAGACCUUGAUACUCCAUCCACAUCUCAAGACAUACUUCAAUGUGCAGGCCACAAAAUACUACCCGCAGAGUGUCAACAUACAGCCAGUUUUUACUAA